AUGUCACUAAAGCUUGAUGACGCUAUUUGGGCCUAUAGGACUGCUUACAAAAAUCCUAUUGAAAUUUCUUCAUAUAGGUUAGUUUUCCGUAAAUCAUGUCAUCUCACUUCUCCAUAUAGGUUAGUUUUCCGUAAAUCAUGCCAUCUCCCCUUAGAGCUUGAGCAUAGAGCAUACUGGGUGAUAAAGAAACUGAACUUAGAUAAGGAAGCAACAGGUGAGAAAGGUUUGUUGCAGCUGCACAAGUUUCAUUCACACGCAUAUGAGAACACAAAACUCUACAAGGAGAAGGCCAAAAGAAUACAUGACAAGCACAUCCAACACCGCGAGUUUGAGCCUGGGCAGUUAGCCUUGUUGUAUAACUCAAGGCUCAAGGUGUUUGGUGUUUGGUGGAAAGUUGAAAAGUAA
Messenger RNA from Lycium barbarum (goji berry), 405 nucleotides. RefSeq lists its product as uncharacterized. The record is from RefSeq and is a predicted model, not a curated record. The transcript has a single exon. NCBI's taxonomy places the organism in Eukaryota, Viridiplantae, Streptophyta, Magnoliopsida, Solanales, Solanaceae. The coding region runs from base 1 to 405 and encodes 134 amino acids.